AUGGGCUUCCUUUCGUGGGGCAACAAAUUUCCAGUAGAGGGAAGGACGGUCCUCCUUACAGGUGCCUCCUAUGGCAUGGGCAAAGAGCUCGCAAAGCUCCUCAGCCAGCGCGGCGCUAACGUCAUCCUCGUCGCCCGCAACGUAGAAAAGCUGCAAACCGCAACUGAUUACGCCAAAGCCGCCGCAAAGUACCCCUCAGCCCAGCGCUUCCACUACAUAUCCGCCGACUGCACGAAGGAAGCCGAGAAUGCGCGCCUCAUCGCUGAAGCGACCGCCUGGAACAACGGCAAUAGUCCCGAAAUCGUAUGGGCCAAUGCCGGCUCCUCCACCCCAGGACUCUUCCUCGAGCAGAAGUCAGAUACAUUGAGGCAGCAAAUGGACAUCAACUACUGGGCAGCAUGUUACCUCGCACACCAAACGCUCAAAGCCUGGCUAUACCCCGACACACCCUACAAAGCAGGCGCGCCCUCCGAGCCAACGCGGCACUUCAUAGUGACAUCCUCCGUCCUGGGUUUUAUCAACAUCCUCGGGUACGGCGGUUACCCGCCCGCCAAAGCAGCCCUUAAAGCCCUCUGCGACGGCCUCCGCCAAGAAGUCAUCCUGUACAACGGCGCGCGCCGUUCCAAGAACAACACCUCCGGCCAAGCCCCCGCGCCUUUUGACGUCGCAAUCAACAUGAUAGCCCCGGCCACCAUCCUUUCCCCCGGCGAGCAGAACGAGAAUCUCACAAAGCCGGAUGUCACCAAGAAGCUGGAGGAGACCGAUCCGAAGCAAACGGAGCUGGAGGCAGCGACUGCGGCGAUCGCGGGGCUGGAAGCGGGGAAUUAUUCGACCGCGACGAGCUGGCUGGGAGAUUUGAUGCGCAUGAGUAGUAUGGGGAGUGCGAGGAGGGAUAGUUUGGUGAAGGACACGGUGGGGACGUGGGUGUCGAGUGUGGUGUGGCCGCUGCUUGGGCCGGAUAUGGAUGGCAAGGUGUUCAGCUGGGGGAAGAAGGAGGGUAUGCCGGCGUAUAAGCCCAAUUCGAUAUAA
Messenger RNA from Didymosphaeria variabile, 1029 nucleotides. RefSeq names its product 3-dehydrosphinganine reductase (gene TSC10). Gene Ontology annotation, biological process: sphingolipid biosynthetic process. Lineage: Eukaryota; Fungi; Ascomycota; Dothideomycetes; Pleosporales; Didymosphaeriaceae. Gene Ontology annotation, cellular component: endoplasmic reticulum membrane. The record is from RefSeq and is a predicted model, not a curated record. Gene Ontology annotation, molecular function: 3-dehydrosphinganine reductase activity. Bases 1 to 1029 code for a protein of 342 amino acids. The transcript has 2 exons.